AUGUCCGGCCCACAAAAACAAUAUGACCUAUUUAUUUGGGGAUCCACUGGUUUUACAGGAAAUUUAAUAUGUGAUUUACUCGUUAGAACAUACAAGCCAGGAACAACCAACUUAAAAUACUGUUUUGGAGGAAGAAGUGUGGAUAAAAUGGAAGCCCUUAGAAGGCGUCUUAUUGAGACAUUAGAUAAAGAAACAAGCACUUCUAAAGGUGAAGAAAUGAUUUCUUCCGUCCCAAUGUUUGUAUGUAAUAACAAUGAAGAAAUUGGCAAGUGUAUAGCCAACUCAAAGGUUUGCAUUAAUGCCUCAGGACCAUAUAUUGAAUGUGGUGAGAUAAUUGUAAGUUUAUGUUGUGAUAAUUACACACAUUAUAUAGAUCUAUGUGGUGAGAUUGCUUGGUUCAAGAAAAUGCAAAGAUUAUAUGGGGCUUCAAUUGCAUCCAGGGGUUUAAAAUUUGCCACAUGUUGUGGAUUCGUUGCAGCAGUAACUGAUUUAGGUUUAUUACACCUCCAAAACUUUGCAGCACAAACAAGUGGCCUUCCAUGCCAAGAAGUCCUGCAUUAUUUUCAACAUGAAGGAUAUAGUCAAUCAGCAACCUAUGGAACAGUAAAAAGCGUUUUAUUGUCUAUAAAUGAUCCAAUAAAGAAGGAAAUCAAACAAUCGGAUCCUUAUGCAUUGUGUAAUGGGACUUUAUGUUUAAGUAACAUAGCUGAAAUCACCGAAAAAAACAAGGUUGCUUCUGGGCCAGUUUACAAUUCCCAUGUUCAGGCAUGGACCUCACCCAAUAUGCUUUCAAGUAUUCAUUCGAUGUUUGUUCAUUUUGCCAACGAAGAAAUGGGAUAUCCAUAUGGUAUGGACUUUGUUUUUUCUUCAAGAUCUAUAGACACAUCUUAUUUGUCUGCUCUUUCAAGCUGUUUCAAAGACAAACUUGGAAGGUUCUUAUCUGAAAGGUUACUUAUUUCAAAGAUGGUUCAUUGUGGAGCGCCUUAUUUUGUAGGUAAAGGCCCAGAUAUUUCAAAAGCCAAGGAAACUGUUUGUAAAACAACUUUUGUUGGAACUACAAUGCAAGGAAAGAACUAUAAGUGCGUUGUCCAGACACGAGAUCUUGAGCUAUAUGGUAUCUCAGCUAUUUUAGCACUCGCUUGUUCAUUCUCAAUCAUUUUUGAUUACAGUAAUCUCCCACAAACAUUUGGGUUCUCCACACCAUCAACUUUAUUUGGUGCUUCAGUAAUCAAGCAAUGCCAAGAUUUGGGAAUUCAAUUCGAUGUUGAAUAUUUGGAGAAAUAA
Messenger RNA from Cryptosporidium ubiquitum, 1284 nucleotides. RefSeq lists its product as uncharacterized. NCBI's taxonomy places the organism in Eukaryota, Apicomplexa, Conoidasida, Eucoccidiorida, Cryptosporidiidae. Gene Ontology annotation, cellular component: plasma membrane; lipid droplet; mitochondrion. The transcript has a single exon. Gene Ontology annotation, biological process: glycolipid biosynthetic process. The record is from RefSeq and is a predicted model, not a curated record. Bases 1 to 1284 code for a protein of 427 amino acids.